GGUUUUGAGUAUUUAUUUUUUGAGUUUCAUCUGGGAGGCUAUCGCUUACAACAAUGGCUACUCAUCUUGCUACAGCAAAGGCCACCGGGACGACGUCGUCUCAGGAUAAACGACACCGUUCCAUCUUCGAUGUUCCGUCGAAUUUCUUCGACUCUUCUCGCCUUCUUCCUUCUCCACACUCUUCCGUUUCCAAUCACCACACCGUAGACCAAACCCAAACCCUUGAACCCUCCUCAAACGACGUCGUUAUUUUUGAUGAUUCUCAAAACGCUGUAGUUUCCGCGCCUAGGUUGACCUGCAAUACCUGCAGAACUCAAUUUGAUUCCCUCCAAGAUCAGCGUGGCCAUUUCAAAUCCGACAUUCAUCGGUUCAACGUGAAGCUGACAAUUGCGGGAAAGAAUAUUGUGAAGGAAGAAGAUUUUGAGGUGCUGACAUCUGAAUUUGUCAAAGACUAUGAUAUGUCAAGUAUAUCGGGAUCAGAAAGUGAUGAUUCACAAAGUGAAAUUGUACUGCAUGACAAAUCGAGUGAAAAUUUUAAACAGAAACUCUUCUUCCUUCUUCAGACAGGGCUGAGAGUUUCUGUCUGGAAGUGCUUGAUCAUGAAUGUGACUGAAAAUGUAUUGUAUGAUGAUGAAAAGGCGGAGAAUGACGUUGUUCAGAAGUUGAAAUCGCUGACUGCUGAGCCCAGAAACAAUACCCAGUUGAGGAUUGUUCUGCUUGCAUCUGGUGGGCACUUUGCAGGUUGUGUCUUUGAUGGUGAUGUUGUUGUGGCUCACAAGACAUUUCAUAGAUAUGUUGUGCGGGCCAAGGCAGGAAAAAAACAGUCAUCUAAAGAUGCUUCUGGCAGGUCUAUACAUUCUGCCGGGGCCUCACUUCGUCGUUAUAAUGAACUUGCAUUAAAGAAGGAAGUGCAUGAACUGUUUACAGCUUGGAAACCCUAUUUUGAUGUCUCCAAUUGCGUAUUUAUUCAUGCUCCUUCAAGUAGUCGUCAACUGCUUUAUGAUGGAGAAAGACCAUAUUUUGGUAAUCAGCACUGUACUGUUAGAAACAUUGCUUUGAGUGUUCGGAGGCCCACGUUCAGGGAGGUAAAGCGUGUAUAUAGUCAUUUGACUCAGGUAACCUACGAAGGUGAUGAGAAGGAAGUUUUACAGAGCAAACAAGAGGAUUUGGUAUCAGUUCCCAUUUCUAAAAUAAAUGGCAGUCCAAUCUCCAACCAAGGGAAUGGGGCUGCGUUGCAUGACAAAGAUAAAGCUGAAGCUUGUUCAAGUAAGAAAAAUGAUGAACUUUCCAUUUCGAGUAAUGGAGAAAGUGAGAAUGAGCUAUCUGGUAAAUCAACUCCUUUACAUCAGGCAGCCCAAUCUGGUGACUCUGUAAAGGUUUUGGAACUCCUGGAACAGGGCUUGGAUCCUUGCUCCACAGAUGAAAGGGGACGGACCCCAUAUAUGUUGGCACAUGACAAAGAAGUGAGGAAUAAUUUCAGAAGGUUUAUGGCAUCAAAUCUUGACAAAUGGGAUUGGCAUGCUGCCAAAGUACCCAGUGCAUUGACCAAAGAAAUGGAAGAGUCACAAGCUGCUAAGCAGGCAGAAAAAGAUGCUAAGAGAAAAGCAAGAGCAAAGGAAUUAAAGAAAUUGCGUAAAGCAAAAGAAAAGAAGGCUCAGGUUGAAGCCACCUUGCCAAAGAAUGAUUCCAAAACUGUGGAGAAGCAAGUAACAGCUUCAUCAUCGAUAAAGGGACAAUCUCAACUAAAAAGUGGCGUGCAAUUAUCCAAAGAGGACCAAAUAAGAAUGGCACAGGCUGCCGAAAGAGAAAAGCGAGCAGCUGCUGCUGAGAGGAGAAUAGCUGCCCUCAAUAUUCAAGCUAACAGUACAACCGCUGCACCAAGCAUGUCAGGGCCUAAAAGUGGAUUAGCCGGUGACAUUUACUGUUCCUGUUGUAAUUCAUCACUUGCUGGCAAAGUUCCCUUCCACCGGUAUAAUUACAAAUACUGCAGCACAUCAUGCAUGCAUGUACACAAGGACAUCCUAGACGAUCAAUGACAAUGUGUUUAGAUAUUUAAAAUUUUCUUUUUGCAAGUCAAGAUUGCUCCAAAUAUCCAUUUUCUUGACUCGGUUGCAAGUUAUCUUUGAUGGAAAAGGCAAAAAGAAGUGAAGAGUGGUGGGGAGCAGCCGUGGUGGAAGGAUUCAAUGGUAAAUAACAUGAGCUGAUUAUUUCAAAGGAAUACAAAAUUGUUUUCUAAGCAACAUUGAUACAGCUAGAGUCAUAACAGCCAUCUUAGAGCGUUCCCAAUCUGUGUUGUGUCAAGCAUGAACACAGCAAAUGACCAAGUGACAAUUUGGCAUUGGUCCUGUAUUAUGCAUUUUCUUUUUCCGUAUGUGGUUUUUUGUUCGAAGUAUAGUCUCUUGACUUUAUUUUAUCAGGCAUGAAUUGCCUGUUUCUAAAUUAACCAGAUCUGAAAGGUAGAUUAGUUAAGGACUAGAGCUGUAUAACAUACUCUCUCCAUUGGUGGAUAGUAAAAAAGAUUAUUUGGUAUAGCCUCCUCA
Vigna angularis (adzuki bean) is the source of this 2540-nucleotide messenger RNA. RefSeq lists its product as uncharacterized. The transcript has 7 exons. Lineage: Eukaryota; Viridiplantae; Streptophyta; Magnoliopsida; Fabales; Fabaceae. The record is from RefSeq and is a predicted model, not a curated record. Gene Ontology annotation, molecular function: protein binding. Bases 54 to 2036 code for a protein of 660 amino acids.